Molecule: messenger RNA, 1317 nt
Organism: Ascochyta rabiei
Lineage: Eukaryota; Fungi; Ascomycota; Dothideomycetes; Pleosporales; Didymellaceae
Product: Phosphopyruvate hydratase
Exons: 3
Coding region: 1-1317 (438 amino acids)
Biological process (GO): glycolytic process
Cellular component (GO): phosphopyruvate hydratase complex
Molecular function (GO): magnesium ion binding; phosphopyruvate hydratase activity
Source: RefSeq, a predicted model, not a curated record
AUGGCCAUCACCAAGAUCCACGCCCGUUCCGUCUACGACUCUCGCGGUAACCCCACCGUCGAGGUCGACAUCGUCACCGAGACUGGCCUCCACCGCGCCAUCGUUCCCUCCGGUGCCUCCACUGGCUCCCACGAGGCCUGCGAGCUCCGCGAUGGUGACAAGAGCAAGUGGGGUGGCAAGGGCGUGACCAAGGCCGUUGCCAACGUCAACGACAAGAUCGCCCCUGCUCUGAUCAAGGAGAAGCUCGACGUCAAGGACCAGUCCGCUGUCGACGCUUUCCUCAUCAAGCUCGAUGGAACCAAGAACAAGACUGAGCUCGGUGCCAACGCCAUCCUCGGUGUCUCCAUGGCCAUCGCCAAGGCUGCUGCCGCCGAGAAGGGCGUCCCUCUCUACGCCCACAUCUCCGACUUGGCCGGCACCAAGAAGCCCUACGUUCUGCCUGUUCCCUUCAUGAACGUGCUCAACGGUGGCUCCCACGCUGGUGGCCGCAUGGCCUUCCAGGAGUUCAUGAUCGUUCCUUCUGAGGCUCCUACCUUCACCGAGGCCAUGCGUCAGGGUGCCGAGGUCUACCAGCAGCUCAAGUCUCUCGCCAAGAAGAAGUACGGCCAGUCUGCCGGAAACGUCGGUGACGAGGGUGGUGUUGCCCCCGACGUCCAGACCGCCGAGGAGGCUCUCGACCUCAUCACUGACGCCAUUGAGGCCGCUGGUUACACUGGUCAGAUCAAGAUCGCCAUGGACGUUGCCUCCAGCGAGUUCUACAAGGCCGAUGAGAAGAAGUACGACCUCGACUUCAAGAACCCCGACAGCGAUAAGAGCAAGUGGCUCACCUACGAGCAGCUCGCUGAGCUCUACAAGACCCUCUCCGAGAAGUACCCCAUCGUCUCUAUCGAGGACCCCUUCGCCGAGGACGACUGGGAGGCCUGGUCUUACUUCUUCAAGACCUCUGACUUCCAGAUCGUUGGUGAUGACCUGACAGUCACCAACCCUGAGUUCAUCAAGAAGGCCAUCGAGCAGAAGUCUUGCAACGCCCUCCUCUUGAAGGUCAACCAGAUCGGUACCAUCACCGAGGCCAUCCAGGCCGCCAAGGACGCUUUCGCUGCCGACUGGGGUGUCAUGGUUUCCCACCGCUCCGGUGAGACUGAGGAUGUUACCAUCGCUGACAUCGUUGUCGGUCUCCGUGCUGGUCAGAUCAAGACCGGUGCCCCUGCCCGAUCUGAGCGUCUCGCCAAGCUCAACCAGAUCCUCCGUAUCGAGGAGGAGCUUGGUGACAACGCCGUCUACGCUGGCACCAAGUUCAGGACUUCUGUCAACAUGUAA